Mustela lutreola (European mink) is the source of this 4978-nucleotide messenger RNA. It is a transcript of the gene AQR, whose product is annotated as aquarius intron-binding spliceosomal factor. Gene Ontology annotation, molecular function: mRNA binding; helicase activity. Gene Ontology annotation, biological process: mRNA splicing, via spliceosome. The coding region runs from base 203 to 4678 and encodes 1491 amino acids. NCBI's taxonomy places the organism in Eukaryota, Metazoa, Chordata, Mammalia, Carnivora, Mustelidae. The record is from RefSeq and is a predicted model, not a curated record. Gene Ontology annotation, cellular component: catalytic step 2 spliceosome. The transcript has 35 exons.
GGCCCUAUUCCGUUCCGCUUCCGGGGAAGUGCAGGGGCUGCGGUACGCGCUCCUCUGAGACUGUGAACAGUGAGGAUAUUUUGGCCCGCGGGCUCCUGGUUCGCGGAGUUGGGCCGCCACAGCUACCUGUUAGGGGAAGUACAUCGGGUUCCCCACUGCUCCGAGGGGACCUUUCCUUUCCACUGGAGCGGAGAGUGCUGCCAUGGCGGCCCCUGCUCAGCCCAAGAAAAUCGUGGCUCCUACGGUGUCCCAGAUCAACGCGGAGUUCGUAACCCAGUUAGCAUGUAAAUACUGGGCUCCUCAUAUCAAGAAAAAAUCACCUUUUGAUAUAAAGGUCAUUGAAGAUAUAUAUGAAAAAGAGAUUGUCAAAUCGAGGUUUGCCAUCAGAAAGAUAAUGCUCUUGGAAUUUAGCCAGUAUCUUGAAAAUUACCUCUGGAUGAAUUAUUCUCCAGAGGUGUCCAGCAAGGCCUAUUUAAUGUCAAUCUGCUGUAUGGUGAAUGAGAAAUUCAGAGAAAAUGUCCCUGCAUGGGAGACUUUUAAGAAGAAGCCAGACCACUUCCCAUUUUUUUUUAAGUGUAUCUUGAAAGCAGCAUUAGCUGAAACUGAUGGUGAAUUUUCACUCCAUGAACAGACGGUCUUACUGCUUUUUCUUGACCAUUGCUUCAAUAGUUUGGAAGUAGACUUGAUAAGGAGUCAAGUACAGCAGCUUAUCUCCCUCCCAAUGUGGAUGGGCUUACAGCCUGCACGAUUGGAAUUAGAAUUAAAAAAGACACCUAAGCUAAGAAAAUUCUGGAACUUGAUUAAAAAGAACGAUGAAAAGAUGGAUCCAGAAGCAAGACAACAAGCCUAUCAAGAAAGAAGAUUUCUUUCACAACUCAUACAGAAGUUUAUCUCUGUGCUGAAAUCAGUGCCUCUUUCUGAGCCAGUCACUAUGGACAAAGUUCAUUACUGUGAAAGAUUCAUUGAACUUAUGAUUGACCUAGAGGCCCUACUUCCCACAAGGCGCUGGUUUAAUACCAUCCUAGAUGACUCCCACCUUUUGGUUCACUGUUACCUUUCCAAUCUUGUUCAUAGGGAAGAGGAUGGCCAUCUUUUUUCCCAGCUUUUGGACAUGCUUAAGUUCUAUACUGGUUUUGAGAUUAACGACCAGACUGGAAAUGCUCUGACAGAGAAUGAGAUGACCACAAUUCACUAUGACAGAAUUACUUCUCUACAGAGAGCUGCUUUUGCACAUUUCCCUGAACUCUAUGAUUUUGCCCUCUCGAAUGUGGCAGAAGUAGAUACCCGGGAAUCAUUGGUCAAGUUUUUUGGACCUCUUAGUUCAAAUACACUCCACCAGGUGGCAUCAUACCUCUGCUUGUUACCAACUCUUCCUAAAAAUGAAGACACAACUUUUGAUAAAGAAUUUCUUCUAGAAUUGCUGGUAUCUCGUCAUGAACGUCGAAUUUCUCAGAUUCAGCAGUUGAAUCAGAUGCCUUUGUAUCCAACUGAGAAAAUCAUAUGGGAUGAAAAUAUUGUCCCAACUGAGUACUAUUCUGGGGAAGGUUGUCUUGCUCUUCCCAAGUUGAAUUUGCAGUUUUUGACUCUUCAUGAUUACCUCUUAAGGAAUUUUAAUCUCUUCCGCUUAGAAUCAACUUACGAAAUUAGGCAAGACAUCGAGGAUAGUGUCAGCAGAAUGAAGCCUUGGCAGUCUGAGUAUGGUGGUGUAGUGUUUGGUGGUUGGGCACGAAUGGCCCAGCCUAUCGUGGCUUUCACUGUAGUUGAGGUUGCCAAGCCAAACAUAGGUGAAAACUGGCCAACCCGAGUUCGUGCAGAUGUUACCAUCAAUCUGAAUGUCAGAGAUCACAUCAAAGAUGAAUGGGAAGGUCUUCGUAAGCAUGAUGUAUGCUUUUUAAUCACUGUACGGCCCACAAAACCUUAUGGUACUAAGUUUGACCGGAGGAGACCUUUUAUUGAGCAGAUUGGCCUGGUUUACGUCAGAGGCUGUGAAAUCCAGGGCAUGCUGGAUGAUAAAGGGCGCGUCAUUGAAGACGGACCUGAGCCAAGACCCAAUCUUAGAGGAGAGUCGAGGACAUUUAGAGUGUUCUUGGAUCCAAACCAGUAUCAACAAGAUAUGACUAAUACUAUACAAAAUGGAGCAGAAGAUGUGUAUGAAACUUUUAAUAUCAUAAUGAGGAGAAAACCAAAAGAAAAUAACUUUAAGGCUGUGCUGGAGACCAUUCGGAACCUGAUGAAUACUGAUUGUGUGGUACCUGACUGGCUGCAUGACAUCAUUUUGGGUUAUGGGGAUCCAAGUAGUGCACAUUAUUCAAAAAUGCCCAAUCAGAUUGCCACUCUUGAUUUCAAUGAUACGUUUCUCUCCAUCGAACAUUUAAAAACCAGCUUUCCUGGUCAUAAUGUUAAAGUAACUGUGGAUGACCCAGCUCUACAGAUACCCCCUUUCAGGAUAACUUUUCCAGUAAGGAGUGGAAAAGGGAAGAAAAGGAAAGAUGCAGAUGGUGAAGAUGAAGAUACUGAAGAGGCAAAAACCUUAAUUGUUGAACCUCAUGUCAUUCCUAAUAGGGGUCCUUAUCCUUACAACCAACCCAAACGUAAUACAAUUCAGUUUACUCACACACAAAUAGAGGCUAUCCGUGCUGGGAUGCAGCCUGGGCUGACUAUGGUUGUGGGUCCACCAGGUACUGGAAAAACAGAUGUUGCAGUCCAGAUCAUAUCCAACAUCUACCAUAAUUUCCCAGAGCAGAGGACGCUGAUUGUUACUCAUUCUAAUCAGGCCCUGAACCAGUUGUUUGAGAAGAUCAUGGCUUUAGACAUUGAUGAGCGCCACCUCCUGCGUCUCGGUCAUGGGGAAGAAGAGCUGGAGACAGAGAAGGAUUUCAGCAGAUAUGGAAGAGUUAAUUAUGUCCUGGCUCGAAGAAUAGAACUUUUAGAAGAAGUUAAACGAUUACAAAAGAGUCUAGGGGUUCCUGGAGAUGCUUCAUAUACUUGUGAAACUGCAGGCUAUUUCUUCUUAUAUCAGGUCAUGUCUCGUUGGGAAGAAUAUAUCAGCAAAGUGAAAAAUAAAAGUAGUACGCUGCCGGAUGUUACGGAAGUCUCCACUUUCUUCCCUUUUCAUGAAUACUUUGCAAAUGCCCCUCAACCCAUUUUUAAAGGCCGAUCUUACGAAGAAGACAUGGAAAUUGCUGAAGGAUGUUUCAGGCAUAUUAAGAAAAUCUUCACUCAGCUCGAGGAAUUCAGAGCUUCUGAACUGCUUCGAAGUGGACUGGACAGAUCUAAAUACCUUCUGGUGAAAGAAGCCAAAAUCAUUGCUAUGACAUGUACUCAUGCUGCCUUAAAGCGACAUGAUUUAGUCAAGCUAGGUUUCAAGUAUGACAACAUUUUAAUGGAAGAGGCUGCUCAAAUUCUGGAGAUAGAAACUUUUAUACCUCUUCUUCUACAGAAUCCUCAAGAUGGUUUUAGCCGACUGAAACGCUGGAUUAUGAUUGGUGAUCAUCACCAGUUACCUCCAGUCAUUAAGAAUAUGGCCUUUCAGAAGUAUUCAAACAUGGAGCAAUCUCUUUUCACUCGCUUUGUCCGGGUUGGAGUUCCUACUGUAGAUCUUGACGCUCAAGGAAGAGCCAGGGCAAGCUUAUGUAACCUCUACAACUGGAGAUACAAGAAUCUGGGAAAUCUUCCCCACGUACAGCUCUUGCCAGAGUUUAGUACAGCAAAUGCCGGCUUGCUUUAUGACUUCCAGCUCAUCAAUGUGGAAGAUUUUCAAGGAGUAGGAGAGUCUGAACCUAAUCCUUACUUUUAUCAGAAUCUUGGAGAAGCAGAAUAUGUGGUGGCACUUUUUAUGUAUAUGUGUUUACUUGGUUAUCCUGCUGAUAAGAUCAGUAUUCUAACAACAUAUAAUGGGCAAAAGCAUCUUAUUCGUGACAUCAUCAAUAGACGAUGUGGAAGCAAUCCAUUGAUUGGAAGACCAAAUAAGGUGACAACUGUGGACAGAUUUCAAGGUCAACAGAAUGAUUAUAUUCUCCUUUCUCUAGUAAGAACCAGGGCAGUGGGCCAUCUGAGGGAUGUCCGUCGCUUAGUGGUGGCCAUGUCUAGAGCCAGACUUGGACUAUAUAUCUUCGCAAGAGUAUCCCUCUUCCAGAACUGUUUUGAACUAACUCCAGCUUUCAGCCAGCUUACUGCCCGUCCACUUCAUUUGCAUAUUAUUCCAACAGAACCUUUCCCAACCAGUAGAAAGAAUGGAGAGCGACCAUCUCACGAAGUACAGGUAAUAAAGAACAUGCCCCAGAUGGCGAACUUUGUAUACAACAUGUACAUGCAUUUGAUACAGACCACACAUCAUUAUCAUCAGACGUUCUUACAGCUACCACCUGCUAUGGUAGAAGAAGGUGAGGAAGUUCAAAGUCAGGAAACGGAGUUGGAAACAGAAGAGGAGGCCAAUCCUGCUCAAACUGACCUAUCCGGUCUGAUAGAUGCCACCUCCAGUCAAGAAUCCUCAGCCUCUCUGAAUGAGAUCACCUGCAGUCAGACCGAGAGCACCCGCACUCAGAUGGGAGCUAGGUGCAACCCAGAAGCCACCCCUGCUGCAUCUGAUGUCACUGCUGCUGCGGCAAGACCUAUAGCCGUACCAGCAGAGGCACAUGCCCCUCAGGAUGUCACACCGGCCCCCCAGGAGACCAAGUAGCCCAACUGUGGCCUUUCUUGGGGGAACAUGGCUUUCAUAAAGUCCAACUAAAGCUACUUUCUGUAUUUUAUAUUUGCUUCUGCUCUUUUAGGGUACUAAUUUGUGUUCAGUCCUAAUUUUUGGUCACCAAUCUCAGUGUUUGUCUUCUUGGAUAGAUUUAAAAGAAAAUUGUAUGUGUGUGAACAACUUCAGUUUAAUUUGUUCAGUCAGAAGGACAAAUAGCCAUUCCUUUGAUGUUUUUAUAAUUGAAUGUAUCUGUAAUUAUACCUACAUUAAAAGAAUUUUCUGUAGAAUACAUAA